AUGUCACGAACGGGAUGGCCUGUUGCUACGCGACCACAGAAAAUUACUACUGCAUCGGUUACGCAAAAGAAGGCAAAUGAUACGCGUAAUAAUAUUGAUCGAGCUAUUAAUUUAUAUCCAUUGACGAAUUACACUUUUGGGACAAAGGAUCCACAGGCUGAACGUGACCAUUCAGUACAGGCACGAUUUCAACGUAUGCGUGAAGAAUAUGAAAAGAUUGGGAUGCGACGAUCGGUGGAAGGUGUUUUACUCGUUCAUGAACAUUCCUUACCUCAUGUACUGUUAUUACAGAUUGGUACUACGUUUUUCAAAUUGCCGGGUGGUGAAUUAAAUCCUGGAGAAGAUGAAGUUGAAGGGUUGAAGCGAUUACUUACUGAAACACUUGGGCGGCAAGAUGGUACGAAGGAUUUGUGGACUAUUGAAGACGUCAUCGGUAAUUGGUGGCGUCCGAAUUUCGAUCCACCUAGGUAUCCAUACAUUCCUGCACACGUUACAAAACCAAAGGAGCAGACGAAACUGUUCCUUGUCCAACUUCCGGAACGAGCACUUUUUGCUGUGCCGAAAAAUUACAAGCUGGUAGCUGCGCCGCUAUUUGAAUUAUAUGAUAACUCAACUGGUUACGGCAACUUGAUUGCUAGCCUUCCGCAAAUUCAAUUUUCUAUAUACGCCAUGAAACUGGGUUUUAUGGUGCAUGACAAUACGAAAAGAAGUCAGCGAAAUAUGGAAAGGACCGGAUGA
This is a messenger RNA of Acanthocheilonema viteae, 738 nucleotides long. The record is from the annotation of a GenBank genome assembly. NCBI's taxonomy places the organism in Eukaryota, Metazoa, Nematoda, Chromadorea, Rhabditida, Onchocercidae.